This is a messenger RNA of Apaloderma vittatum (bar-tailed trogon), 2367 nucleotides long. It is a transcript of the gene LRRN4, whose product is annotated as leucine rich repeat neuronal 4. Bases 1 to 2367 code for a protein of 788 amino acids. Lineage: Eukaryota; Metazoa; Chordata; Aves; Trogoniformes; Trogonidae. The transcript is spliced from 4 exons. The record is from RefSeq and is a predicted model, not a curated record. Gene Ontology annotation, molecular function: protein binding.
AUGUUUCCAUGCUUGCUCAUCCUCUCUCUGCUGGUGGGGAACACAAGCUCAGGCCCUGUGAGCAGAGCAAAGCCUGCAGCAUCCAGGGAUGUCACCACCUUUUUCCAGCUGGCUCAGGAAGACUCUUGGGAGAACGUUAAUCUCACCAGCAUGUCCUGCGAGGAUCAGAAGAACAGGACCUGGGUCACCCUGCAGCUGACCAACAGCAGCCUGACGGCUUUCCCCGUCUGCCUUCCGGAGACCCUGGAGACCCUGGAUCUCAGCAACAACCUUUUAGAAGAGGUGAACAGCACAGUGAUAGCAAACCUCCCGCAGCUGCGCAUCCUAAUGCUGAGGCAGAACCAUCUCCAGUCAGUUAGGUGGGGAUCUGAAGCCCUCACCAGUCUCAUAUCCCUGGACUUAAGCUUUAAUAAGCUGUUGUCUGUGCCAUUAUGCCACAGUUCUGCCCUGCCUAACUUGAAGUGGCUGUCCCUGGCUGGAAAUCCACUGAUCGAAAUUCAGCCGCUGGCUUUUUCCUGUUAUCCUCAGCUACAGUUUCUGAACCUCUCUGCAACGCUGCUUGGCCAGGACGACAGCGUAGGAAUUAGGGAGUCUGCUUUUGCCAUGAACACAUCUCGGAGUGAGGCCACAAACAGGCCUGGAAACACCAUCAGCAUGCUCGAUCUGAGCAGGACCUCUCUUGAGAAAAUUCAGCCAGCAUGGACCAGAGACUUGCCCAACCUCAGAUCACUUCACCUGACAAAGAUGUCCCGAUUAAGAAGCCUUGAUACUGACUUCUUCAAGUUCAUGCCUAGUCUCCGAGAGCUGAACUGCCAAGACUCCCGCUCACUGAGUUUUGUGAGAACAGAGAUAUUUGACAGUGCUCCCCAUCUGAGCCAUCUCUCAUUUGAGAACUGUAACCUGAGUUCCUUUAAUCCUUGGAAUACCAAUUCAUCAGAUAGCAUCACCAUCAACUUGUACGGAAAUCCUCUGUUAUGCGACUGCCAGCUCUCCUGGCUGCUCUCCAAACCCAAGGAAGUUGUGCUGCAAAAGGCUAGGGAGACUUCUUGCAACACAUCCCAGGAAGACUGGAGCAGACCUUCAACAUCUUUUUCACUGCUAGAGCUCUAUGAUAAAUGCCAGUCUGAGAAAAAUCUCACGCUGCCCAACACGAGCACACCCUCUCCCAAACAUGAUGCUUUCAGCAUUACUGAUUAUGACGCCACUACUGGAGUAACGACAACAGACUCUGCUCCACUAAGCAAAGACACUUAUACCAGCUCCCUAAUUCAGAGGGACGUAAGGAGCACAACGGCAGCCAACCCAACUGAGCCAAUGCUCACCAAGGCCAACACUUCCUCCCACCAAGAGGAGGCAGUUUCCGAACCCAGAAGCAAUCCCCCUCCUUUCUUCAUGUCCAUAACGACCUCCCUGGGGCUUCUCCAAGAGCUCUAUAGUCAGUCCUCAGAUUAUAGCUCCACAAGUCAAACUGGAACAGAUCAGCUAAAGGGAGAGCUCAGAACAACCGAUGCGACGUUUCCCCAGGAAGGCCCAUUCAACCAGCCCACUAGUGAAUAUUCCACUAGAGCAACAGGAAAUCCCAAUGCCACUGACCAUUAUAUUCACUCCUUUGCCACUCACGCUGGGGAAGGUACACCACAAACGAACCUACCGCAGCUGAACUCCACAAGGACCACUGCUCGGUCGCAGCCGGCAUCCACCAGAUCGCUGAUACACUUUGUAGAUGACUACGAUUACGGUGACCACUCAACAGACCCGCCCGUGCAACCAGCCUACACCAUCUGUGACUACAAUCCUUGCAGGCACCUUCAGAAGCCGUGCAGUGAACUGCAGCGUGCAUCCCAGUGUUUAUGUCCUGGCAUGUCGAGGGAAGAUGAGGUUCCAGAUCCACCAAGGCUCCGAGAAGUGUCUGAAGUUACAGACAGCUCUGCACAGAUACACUGGUGCGCCCCAAAUUCAGUUGUUCACACCUACGAGCUGAUGCUUCACGCUCAAGGCGGUGAGAACAGACGGUCUGUCCUGGACAAUAUUUAUUCCACAGCAAGGCAGUACACUCUGUAUAAUCUAUCACCAUACACCACUUACUACAUUUGCGUGACUGCUUUGAACAAAGCAGGGUCAAGCCAGAUAUCAAGUCAGGGAGUUCCAGGGAAUUCCUGCACCAGAUUUAAAACAAAACCCAGCUACAAGUCUGUCUUUGCUGCUCUGUCUGCAGCAAGCGGACUCUUUCUCAUUUCCACAAUUAUUUUGUCUGUAUGUCUGUGUAAGGCAUGCAAAAAGCCUCAGAGCGAGCAAUAUGGUACACACUUAGUCUCGUACAAGAACCCAGCCUUUGAUUAUCCAUUAAAACUACAAACCACUAAUUAG